GCUGUUUAUUGAAUGUUGGCAGCAGAGAACCUCCCCUUAAAUGUGAUGAUGGGUAAACACCUAGCUAAUCAAUGAGCUGCUAGGAUUCUGUUUCACAACACAGAGGAGCAGGGCUAGUUACAAAACUUGGCGCGAGUGAAUUUCCUCCUCGCCUUUUACAUCACAGUUACCAGCUGUGAAGUGUUGUGCUUUAGCAGUUCUCUCCGUAGACGAGUAUCACGACUCAUGAGUAUCUUAAAAGUGCUCUAAAAAUGGCAACAAGUCGAACAAAUAGCGACGCUGUUGUGCAGGUGGAUCUCGAGGCGACAGUUCGACGAUCAUCACGAAACGUCCUGACACCUACACGCUUCCAGUACUCCGCUGAAAUAGCUACAGACAUCAAGAAAAAGAGAACAACGCCAACAACGCACAAUGAUAAAAAACGACAGAAUAGCAGAAAGGAUAUUAAGGAGGAGGAUGAUGUUAAAAAUAGUGCUGUGGAGUGCACAUCUGGUGGACAUGCAGGUCUUUCAUCAUAUGAACUUGAGCGUCUGGAGAACAUCAAACAGAACCAAGCGUUUCUGUCUUCUAUCAACUUAUUCCAGGCGACUGAGGAGUUGAAGCAGGUAACACGGCCAAAGCUAUCGAAGAGGCGUCUCAUGAGGUUACAGGCUGCUGUAGAAAAAGGGGUGCCAGUUCGCAAAUCCCUUCGUCUCCAAAGCCUGACACUUCCUCCUAAACCCAGAGAGACGCAGAUCUGUGGAUUGUCACACAAGAGGCCUCCUGGCCCUCUGCUCAUGAAACCAGUCAACAUGGAAGAUGAGGCCAAGCUACCUUCACAACUUCUUGAGCUCUUCUCCGAGGUUUCAACAGAAGAUAGAAAGGAGCUUAGUCUGACAGAGUACUGCUCAGCCCUUAAGAACAUGAAGACAACUGAGGACAGAGAGGUCAUAGUUGUGAAUAAACGCCUUGUCUGUGCUGCCUUCCACCCUUGCACCAGCAGCCUGUUAAUGGCCACAGGAAACACAUUUGGGUCCGUCGGACUCUGGCAGUUGGGUAGUGAUUGGGGUAAUGAUGGUGUGCUACGCUUUGAGCCCCAUACUCGUGUAGUGACCUGCAUAGCGUUCUCCAGGGCUCAUCCCACCCACCUGCUGAGCCUCAGCCAUGACGGAACUGUACGCUGCAUGGAUGUAGAGAAGGCAGUCUUUGAUGACGUGUAUGAAAGUGAAGAGCAUCUCAAGACAUUUGACUUCAUGUCACAUGACUGUACAUCACUAGUGGUUGGGUACUUCAAUGGAAAAGUUGCCAUCGUCGAUAGGCGCACCCCAGGAAACUCCCACGAGUCCAUCCACUCAUUGAAAUUCAAGCAUUGUCUGCUUUGUGUUAGCGUCCACCCUUUACAGAAGCAGUACUUUGCUGUUACAGAAAACAAGAGAGUGAAUAUUUAUGACAGCAGAUACCUGAAGGAGAAGAAAAGCAAGACUGUCUCCCAGCUGCAUGGUCACUCUUUAAGCAUACACGGUGCUUAUUUCUCCCCUCGUACAGGCAACCGAGUGCUCACCUCCUGUAUGGAUGACUACAUAAGGAUAUAUGACACAUCUGCAAUGACUAAGAAAGCUCCCUUGCUGACAUCCAUCAGACACAAAUUGCAAACGGCCAGCUACAGGACCAGAGUAUCAGCCGUGUGGGACCCCAAACAGGAAGACUGUUUUGUGGUGGGGAGCACAUCAAAGCGUCACAUUGUGAAGGUGUUUCAUGAAAGUGGCAAACUCCUGCACUCCUUCGUAGAUCGCGAUAACGUUACCUCAGUGCUGUACGUGACUGCUUUUCACCCCACAAGGAAUGCAUUGCUGGGCGGCAAUGCAUCAGGACAACUGCAUGUCUUUUCAGACUGAGAUGAAGGCUAAAGUAUGUGACCAAGACCCCUGGUUGCCUUCAGUUGGGUAGGAAGAACAAGUAAGGAAAUAGUUUUGUUACAGUCAAAGUUUAAAACUUGUACAGUGUAGAUGGCCAGCUGGAAAUUAUUGUACAUAUACUGUAGGUAGCAGAUGAAUCACUCUUGACUUUAUCUCUGCUGCUUGCUUUUCUGUUCUCAGAUUUGCAAUUAGUUUGACUCAAUGUCUUAUGUAAUAACUUAUACAUUUCUAAAAUAUGUCCCCUGUUGUCAAAUUGAUUAAUCAAUGUUGUUUUUAGUGGCUGCUGAAGCAAAUAAAACUUUUUUUUUUUAAGGUUUUGAUAGCCAACUUUUUGAGUGUGCAUGCUAUUAAUCUCGGCAGUGGUAGUAUCAUUGUCCCCUUUAGAUGGCAGCAUUGUGACAAAAGAAUAAUUUGUGCGUGAUGUUAUUUUCAAGCAGGGACGUGCUAAAAAAAUUCAAAAGGUGCUGAUUUGGGUAAAGCUGUUGAGUUUUUUUUCCCUUCUUCUCUGAAUUCAAGAUUAAACAUGUAGCUGUCAGAUGUCAAUAAUAGGUCUUAUUUGUUUAUUCAUAAAUAAAUUACACCAGUCUUAAGUCA
Molecule: messenger RNA, 2489 nt
Organism: Perca flavescens (yellow perch)
Lineage: Eukaryota; Metazoa; Chordata; Actinopteri; Perciformes; Percidae
Gene: wdr76
Product: WD repeat domain 76
Exons: 15
Coding region: 252-1874 (540 amino acids)
Biological process (GO): regulation of DNA damage checkpoint
Cellular component (GO): nucleus
Molecular function (GO): protein binding; DNA binding
Source: RefSeq, a predicted model, not a curated record